This is a messenger RNA of Myiozetetes cayanensis, 2328 nucleotides long. It is a transcript of the gene OVOL1, whose product is annotated as ovo like transcriptional repressor 1. The record is from RefSeq and is a predicted model, not a curated record. Gene Ontology annotation, molecular function: DNA-binding transcription factor activity, RNA polymerase II-specific; RNA polymerase II cis-regulatory region sequence-specific DNA binding. Gene Ontology annotation, cellular component: nucleus. NCBI's taxonomy places the organism in Eukaryota, Metazoa, Chordata, Aves, Passeriformes, Tyrannidae. Gene Ontology annotation, biological process: regulation of transcription by RNA polymerase II; epidermal cell differentiation.
CCGGGGCCGGGGCGGGGGCUCCCCGUUAUUUCCCAACGCGGCGCCCGCCCGACCGGCUCCGGCUCCGGCAGCGCCGCGGCCGCGCCACAACCGGCACAACCGGUCCGGGGGCGGGACCGAGCGGGAUAACUGAGGGAUAACUGCGGGAUAGCGCCGGGAUAACAGCGGGACAACAGCGGGAUAACAGUGGGAUAGCACCGGGAUAACAACGGGACGGGACAGCUGGAAUCGGCACCGGCACCGGGAUAACAAACGCCGGGAUAACAGCGCUGGGAUCGGCACCGGCAUCGGGAUAACAGCGGGACAACAGCAGGACAGGACAGCUGGGAUCGGCACCGGGAUAACAGCGCUGGGAUCGGCACCGGCAUAGGGAUAACAGCGGGACAACAGCGGGAUAGCACUGGGAUAGCCCCGGGAUAACAGCGGGACAACAGCGGGACAGGACGGCUGGGAUCGGCACCGGCACCGGGAUAACAGCGCUGGGAUCGGCACCGCUGGGAUAACGCCGGGAUAGCACGGGGAUAACGCCGGGAUAGCACCGGGAUAACAGCGCCGGGAUCAGCACAACCGGCACAACCGGUCCCGGCGGGGCGGGACUGGAGGGACGCGCAGCCGGGACGGCACCGGGAGAACCCCGGGAUAAAAAACACCGGGAUAACAAACAAACGCCGGGAUAAAAAAAAAAACCGGGAUAAAAAAACAAACCCCGGGAUAACAAACACACCGGGAUAGGACACCUGGGAACGGCACAAGCGGGACUGGCACCGGCACUGGGAUAACAGAACUGGGACUGGGAUCACCGGGAUAACAGAGCUGGGACUGGGAUCGGCACAGCCGGGACUGGCACCGGGACUGGCACGGCCGGGAGUGGCACAACCGGGACGGCACAACCGGAGCUGGGACAGCGCAGCCGGCACCGGUGACGCCGGUUUGGGGCCGGGGACACCGGCAGGGCUGACACCGGCCCCUGGUGACAGCCGGGGGUGGCAGUGACGUUGCCGCGGGGGACACCAGAGCCGGGGGAUGGACUGAAGGUGCCGGGUCCGUGGUGGGAUCGACCCGGGAUCCGGUGGGGAAACCCACGGGGGGAGCCUGGAUCUGGCACAGGAAUCGAGUCAGUCCCUGGGAUCUGACCCAGAGCGGAGCGGGAUCUGCACCUGGAAUCGGCCGGAACGCCCGGAUCCAUCCCCAAAACUGAGCCAGGAGCGGGGAUCCAGUGCUGGGAUUCACUGGUGAUUUGGGAUCCAGCACCAAACCCCACCAAGGAUCUGGGAUCAGCACUGACCAAGGAUCUGGGAUCCAGCACCAAACUCCACCAAGCAUUUGGGAUCCAGCACCAAACCCCACCAAGGAUUUUGGGAUCAGCACUGACCAAGGAUCUGGGAUCCAGCACCAAACCCCACCGAGGAUUUUGGGAAUCAGGUCCUGAAACACCCCUGGGGUCCGAGAUCCCACCCCCGGAAUCCGGCACCGAGCCCGUCCCGGGGGUCUCUGAUUCGGGAGCAGAGAUCCAGGGGGGAUCCAAGGGGGGGAUUCCAGGGGGGAUCCACCGGGAUCCAUCGGCAUCCACCGGCCAUGCCCCGAGCGUUCCUGGUGAAGAAGCCGAUUUUGGCCACGGCCAAACGAAACUGGAGCGAACUCCCGGACGAGCAGCGGGCCGAGAUCUACGUGCCCAUCUGCCUGGGGGCGCCCCUACGCAGGGACCCCGAGCCGGCCGUGGGUGAAGCCCCUCGUCCCCCGUGUCCCCUGGACAUGACGCUGCCCCCGGCCCCCACGCCCCCCGGCCCCUUCCUGCACCCCAAGGGCAAGGUCCCAUCCGGCCCUUUGGGGCCCCCACUCCCCCCUGGGCUGCCCCUGCCCGGGGGCCCUCGCGGGGUCCCGGUGGCCGGGGGGGGGGUCCCGGGGGGCUCCGAGCUCUUCUCGUGCCCCGUUUGCCACAAGAGCUUCGGGUUCCAGCGGAUGCUGAACCGGCACCUCAAGUGCCACAGCGAGGUCAAGAGGCACCGGUGCCCCUACUGCGGGAAGGGCUUCAACGACACCUUCGACCUCAAGCGCCACGUCCGCACCCACACCGGUGUGCGUCCCUACAAGUGCUCGCUGUGUGACAAGGCGUUCACGCAGCGCUGCUCGCUGGAGUCUCACCUGCGGAAGAUCCACGGCGUGGCUCAGCGCUACGCCUACAAGGAGCGGCGCGCCAAGCUCUACGUGUGCGAGGAGUGCGGGGGCACGGCCGACAGCCAGGACGCCCACCUGGCCCACCUGCGCCAGCGCCACCCCCACAGCCCCCUGCUCGCCAAGCUGGCCCGCAAGGAAAGGGGGGGCAGGUGA